This is a messenger RNA of Thamnophis elegans (Western terrestrial garter snake), 1653 nucleotides long. It is a transcript of the gene CDCA8, whose product is annotated as cell division cycle associated 8. Gene Ontology annotation, biological process: mitotic sister chromatid segregation. The record is from RefSeq and is a predicted model, not a curated record. The transcript is spliced from 10 exons. NCBI's taxonomy places the organism in Eukaryota, Metazoa, Chordata, Lepidosauria, Squamata, Natricidae. Gene Ontology annotation, cellular component: spindle midzone; chromosome passenger complex; chromosome, centromeric region. The coding region runs from base 657 to 1562 and encodes 301 amino acids.
CCCCCCCCCCCGUGGGAGCUCUGCGGGGCUGCCUGGGUGACAAGGAAGGCGGGAAUGUCCCAGGAGAGCCGAUCGGCAGCUCUCCCGGCGGAGCCGCUGGCGUUCAGGGGCCCCGGGCGGGACUAGGGGACCUCCAGGGUCCCUUCCGGCCCUGCGCCCCUAUUCGUUCUGCAGCUCUGGGGGUUCCCCGGCGCUCCGCUCCUCCUGGCGGCCAGAGACCCUCCGGGAGGACCCCGGCCCCUCCCCAGCCCCGCACCCGGGGAAGAGCCGGGCCAGCCCCGCUUGGCCGCGGAGCGAUCUCGGCGUGGCCCCCUUUCCUCGCCGGGGACGCCCCCCCUCCAAGCGCCGCUGCUUCGGACGCCCCUUUCGACCCCCGCCGCCCCCCCGCUGCGAGCCCCCAAGUGCCCCGGUGCCCCCCCCUCCUCCUCAGAGGGGGGCGGGGAUCCACGUGCCAGGCGGGGCGGGGCAAGGGCGGGGCUUUCCCUCGCCGGGGCGGAGCCUUGGCAGCAGCAGGAGGAGGAGACUCUCGGCCGCGCCCCUCUCCCGCGCGGGGCAGGCCGGGAAAGGCGGAGCGCGCCUCCUCCUGAUUGGCCGGGCGGGGCGCGCGCCAAGUUUGAACCGCCGCCACCUUCCCUCCCUCCGUCUCCGCUGCCUCCAUGGCGCCCGGCAAGAAGCGGCCGACGACCCGGGGCGCCCCGAAGGCCUCUGCGCGGGACAAGCGGGUGGACGCCUUCCUGAAGGACUUCGACCGCGAGGUGCGGUCGCGGCUGGCGCAGGUGCGGGCGGCGGGCAAGAGCCUGAAGAAGGACGCGGAGAACCUGAGCAACAUGGAGGUGCUGCGGCUGCCGCUGGCGCUGCGCGAGAUGAACUGGCUCGCCUUCCUGGCCCUGGGAGGCAGCGACCGCGCCCUGGAGAAGGUGGCCUCGAGCGAGGCGGAGAUCGCGGAGAUCACCCAGCUGGCCUCCACGGCCAUCCAGACGCCCUUCCGGAUCGCCAAGAAAGCCAAGCAGACCAUCGAGACCAUCGAUGAGGAGACGGGGGCGUCUCUGCUGCCCGCAGGCAAGAAGUCCAGGCAGGAGGACCAGGCGGCCGUGGAUCCGGAGGGGGGGGCCCAGAAGCCGGGGAAGGUGCAGACCUCCACCAAAAGGCCCCCAAACGCCAAGAGGACCCGCCCCCCUUCAUCCCGAGCCAAGAAUUUCCGGAAAAGGCUCAGCAAAGUGAACCUCGUCACGCCGGCCAGCCGAGGGAACCCCACAAAAGCCGCCACUCCUCUCUUCACACCUGCCGGCAAGUUUGACUCCAGCGUUUUCAGGACGCCCGGCCUGCGGGCCCCUGCCGCCCACGAGCGGACCUUCAGCAUCUCGGUCAACGGCAGCCCCCUGGCAGACAGGAACGAGGUCUUCCUCACGGUGCCCCUGGGCGGAGGAGAGAACGUCCAGAUCAGGGCCAGCGAGCUCUCGGAGAGGGACCUGGCGGGGCUGAGCGCACAAGCCCUGGGCAGCAUGAAGAAGCUCUCGAGCCAACUUGUGCAGCUCUGCAGCCGAAUGGGCAGCCACAAGUAGAGGGGCUUCCAACCAGUCGCUUCGUCCUGUCCUGGGGAAGGAAGAUUUCGCUCACGGACGACGUCCUCCAGAGGCUGCAGAGGGCGGGAAU